AUGUUCCCCCCAGAAAGUCGAGACCCGCGCCUCUCAGCCGUGGCCUCCCGCCUGGGCCAUCUCCCCGCCGAGAUCCGCCUCACCAUCUUUGGGCAUGCCUUCCACGGCAACCGCGUCGCCGUCACGGCGCAAUCGGGCUGCUACUGUGCGUCGAGCACGACGGGGCCCUAUCGCGCGGACCACCAGUGGCUUUUGAAAGUCAACUCUGGGACCAUGUCAAAGCCAGGUUCCGUGCCUCAGCGCCACCUCCAAGCCGAGGCGCAGCGCGCGUUCGUCCAGAUCGCGCUGUGGGAAAUGCAUUGCAAGCGCGCGAUGGUGGCGUUUGUGCGUAGGAUGGCCGCGCUAGGUUAUCUGAGCGAGGUGCGCCAUCUGAGGCUGAGCGUGGAUGAGGCCGACGUCGUGGAUGAUCAUGCCUGGAACCUGCAGCGCGAUCUCGUCGUGUUUCCAAACUUGCGCACUGUGACGUUCGCGCCUGGGCAGAAGGGCUGGACGAUCACGAUCCCCGAACAGCUUGGAUCCCCCAAUCUCUGGGACGAGAAUGUCAUGCCGAGGGUGUGGCGUGUUUUGGAGUCCAAGGAGGCGUAUACCGACUUGAGGGAGGCUUUCGCGGCUAAGGCUGUCAGGGCGUAUACGUUGUAUUUCGUGUUUCCUGUUUGUUUUCAUCUGCCGCCACAACCACGGGAAGGAAAUGCCAUUCCUGACGGUGACCCGCCGAGGCCACAACGACAGCAACCCCGGUGGCAGCUGUGCGUUUGGCGCGCGAAUCUGGACGAUGGGUCCAUCGAGCGAGAUUGGCGGGAGAUGCACCUCGCGCAGGAGGCGACGUUGGAUUGA
Cladophialophora yegresii CBS 114405 is the source of this 834-nucleotide messenger RNA. RefSeq lists its product as uncharacterized. The record is from RefSeq and is a predicted model, not a curated record. Lineage: Eukaryota; Fungi; Ascomycota; Eurotiomycetes; Chaetothyriales; Herpotrichiellaceae. The coding region runs from base 1 to 834 and encodes 277 amino acids. The transcript has a single exon.